This is a messenger RNA of Diceros bicornis minor, 1248 nucleotides long. It is a transcript of the gene MPZ, whose product is annotated as myelin protein zero. NCBI's taxonomy places the organism in Eukaryota, Metazoa, Chordata, Mammalia, Perissodactyla, Rhinocerotidae. The record is from RefSeq and is a predicted model, not a curated record. The transcript has 6 exons. Gene Ontology annotation, cellular component: membrane. Gene Ontology annotation, biological process: myelination.
AUGGCUCCUGGGGCUCCCUCGUCCAGCCCCAGUCCUAUCCUGGCUGCGCUGCUCUUCUCCUCUUUGGUGCUCUCCCCAGCCCAGGCCAUUGUGGUUUACACAGACAAGGAGGUCUAUGGCGCUGUGGGCUCUAAGGUGACCCUGCACUGCUCCUUCUGGUCCAGCGAGUGGGUCUCAGAUGACAUCUCCUUCACUUGGCGCUACCAGCCCGAAGGGGGCCGUGAUGCCAUCUCGAUCUUCCACUAUGCCAAGGGACAACCAUACAUUGACGAGGUGGGGACCUUCAAAGAGCGCAUCCAGUGGGUAGGGGACCCUCAAUGGAAGGAUGGCUCCAUUGUCAUACACAACCUGGACUAUAGUGACAACGGCACGUUCACCUGUGACGUCAAAAACCCACCAGACAUAGUGGGCAAGACCUCUCAGGUCACACUCUAUGUCUUUGAAAAAGUGCCAACUAGGUACGGGGUGGUGCUGGGAGCCGUGAUCGGGGGUGUCUUGGGGGUGGUGCUAUUGCUGCUGCUGCUUUUCUACGUGGUUCGGUACUGCUGGCUACGCAGGCAGGCGGCCCUGCAGAGAAGGCUCAGUGCCGUGGAGAAAGGGAAAUUGCACAAGCCUGGGAAGGACACGACGAAGCGUGGCCGGCAGACGCCAGUGCUGUAUGCCAUGCUGGACCACAGCAGAAGCACCAAAGCUGCCAGUGAAAAGAAGCCCAAGGGGCUGGGGGAGUCUCGCAAGGAUAAGAAAUAGCGGUUAGCGGGCCGGGCGGGGGUUCGGGGGUUAGGGGCUGAGCCCUCCAAAGUCUCUAAGGUGGUGGUCAUCGAGAUGGAGCUACGAAAAGAUGAGCAGAGCUCGGAGCUCCGGCCCGCUGUCAAGUCCCCCAGCAGAACCAGCCUCAAGAACGCCCUCAAGAACAUGAUAGGCCUGGACUCGGACAAGUGAUCACCCGGCCCCAGGCCCUGCCAGAGCAGGGGGACCUAGGCUCCUCUUAUCCUCCGUCUAGGUGCUUUCAUCCUUAGCUCCCCAGCCCUGCCCUGCCCUCAUUUCCCUUUGAGAUGUAAGUUUCAUUCCAUAAUUCAUUCCCCAGGUACUUCAUAUUCUCCCCCACCUUCACCCCCUGGCUUUCUGGGAGCCCAGGGCCUGAUCCUACCCUUCACCGGCCCCAAGGACUGUGUGUUUGGUGCCUGUCCCUCUGGCGCCGAGAAGAAAGGGACCUUGAUACCCCGUGCCUCAAAUCCAGGCCACCUGGCA